Messenger RNA from Lytechinus variegatus (green sea urchin), 3158 nucleotides. RefSeq lists its product as uncharacterized. Gene Ontology annotation, biological process: signal transduction. NCBI's taxonomy places the organism in Eukaryota, Metazoa, Echinodermata, Echinoidea, Temnopleuroida, Toxopneustidae. The transcript has 5 exons. Bases 18 to 2141 code for a protein of 707 amino acids. The record is from RefSeq and is a predicted model, not a curated record.
UGAUUUACAUGUAAGACAUGGGGUCUGCGGCAAGUGCAAGGAAGAUUCCGCCAGCCGAGAAAUUUGAAACAGUAGAACCAGUCCCAGAUUCUGCAGGAGCAGCUACAGAAAGCAACAACAAAACAGAUGGGUCUCCUGGAAAACCACAAUCGACUGAUUCAACCAACCCUGCAGAAAGUGAAAUUGUUCAAACUGACGGAGGUACCCUUGAGGGAAAUUCCGAUGGCUCUUUGAGACCUACGGAUAACAUUUCAGAUGCUCUGCUUGUUGAUUUUGCAGAUGUAAAGUUGAGGCGCCAGGACCACAAGAUACGCGACAAGAUCAAACAGCGCCUCGUUCCUGUUAAAGAGAGUAUCCAAUACAUUCGACAGUGCAAUGAAUUUUCCUGUACCUCAUGCAACAAACAUAUGAGGGAUAUCAAUUUAUUUUCUCGUGACUCCAAAAUAGGCCUCACAGCAGCAGCGGACGCAAUGGGGAUUGAUACAGACCACUGCAAAAUGUUUAACUAUACAUGGACAAAAGGAACAAAGUUACAGGAGAUUGAAGAUGCGCAACCAAGUGAAGAACUUCCAUCCGAAAUAAAAGAGAUUUUUACCUUUUACAUGGAACUCCUAGGCUCGACCUGGAAUUUCACCGACAAGUCUGACUUCUUUUGCUUGCAACUUGAGGAAGAUGGAUGUCUCUCCGUCAUUGUCGACUGGCUUUUACACCUAGGUGAGAAGGGGUGUUCGAUGAACAAAUGGGUUGAAGAUAUGGUCUUCGAUGCAAUGAACAUUUUGGAAAACGCAUGUAGGAGACUACCACCGUUGGCACCUAGGCAUCACCGCGCGGUUCCUGCCAUUCAGAAGCUUUGCGAAUCAACGGACAGUCUGACGCAGACAGUUGCGUUUAUGACUUUAGCAAGACUAGUGAAGAAAGAAGAAGCAGACAAGCUGUCCACGAAUUACGAAUGCAUCGUAUCGCUGCUGUCUCUCUUGGAGAAGUGCCUGUCGGAUCCAAAACACCACACGAAGGUCACACGGCGGACAUCAAAGAAGCGUUCUACUGUGAUAUGUCUGGCUGCAAUCGAGCUGCUCCAGGCUGUAGAGGAACUGGCUAUCAACGACAACAACAAGCAACUCAUUGUAGCCAAAGGGGGAAUUCCAAUUCUUGGGAAAUUACUCGAACCAAAGUGUUCGAAGGAGGAGAAAACAUCUGCAGCCAACACAAUCUGGAGACUGGCAUUUCUGAAGGAAAAUAAAGAGAAACUCCGCAAAGAACAGUCUAUUAUUUACAAUGUGACUGAGAACUCCCAAAGUGAGCACGAAAAUCUCCGUACAGCCUGCAUGGGAGCUCUCUUCGAAAUUUACGAAUCAAGACUUCCCGAAGGCCUAAAGAACAGGAAAACGGCCGACGAGUCACCGCAGAGGGCGCCAGUGGACACUGCAAAAUCGACUGGACACAUCAUGCUCAGCUACAAAUGGGAACACCCGUCCAAACCUGUGAUGAGAGAGUUCAAGAAGGAGCUUCGAAAAAGAGGGUACACCGUAUGGAUGGAUGAGGACCAUAUGAUGGGUGAUAAAAUCGGUGCCAUGUCCGAAGCGGUAGAGAAUGCGGACAUGGUGAUAGCCUGCAUUACACGUGGCUACCAAGACAGCCAAGACUGCAGAACAGAAGCGUCCUAUGCAUAUGAAUGCAAGAAGAAGAUCAUUCCGGUGAAGGUGACGGACGACUUCAAAGCUUCUGGCUGGCUAGGGGGCAUUACUGCCGGAAAGAUAUACUACAUCGUACAAAAACCCGAGCUCGUCUCGAGGGUACUACCUAGCAUUAUAGAAAAGGAGUUUACAGCGCAGAGAGAUAUUGUUCAGAAUACAAAAGAUGUUACGCCAGGUCUUCCACCGCCAGAACAGGAACUGAAGCCACCUCAAUCUGUUUCUCAAGUACCCGGAUGGGACGCCAAGAGGGUCCAGGAUUGGCUAGCAGCGAACAACGUCACGACACGAAACAAGGCACUGAAAGCGUUCAAUGGAGUCCAGUUGCUACAGCUUAAAAAACAACUGUCUACAGCGCCCCAAACUUUCUACCAGUGUAUGAAAGAUGAUCUCAAGGUUCCAUACCCCGAUGUCCUUUCACUUGCAGCUGCACUGGAGAAUCUUGAUUAGUCACGUGGUAUUUGCCGUGAAUGGUCACCUGGGGACCGUUUCAUGAAAGUUGUCAGCACUGACAAAUUGUCUUUCUCCGACAGUCACCAUAGUAACAGUCAGAGGCCAGUGCUUCUGAGCCAAUCAAAACCAAGGAUUGUACUAAAGCUGUCAGCACUGCCAAUUUAGUCAGUGCUGACAACUUUCAUGAAACACCACCCUGAUAAGAGCAUGGCAGAUCGCAUCUUAUUUCGAUAAUAACCUACCGAGCCCGAGCAAACAUGGAUAUAAUGUUAUAAUAGGGUUUAUUUAGUCAGACUACGGCUCACAGAUAUUCAUAUACACACGAAAUGUAAGGAUAUACGAAACCAUGACGUCAGUUGCCAUGAUGUCAUGGCGGCCUGGUUCUAAACAAAUGAACCCGCCGAAUGAAAGCGUGUAUUUCUCAUAGGAGAAAAUGGCUGCUAUCGGGAUUUGAUCACUUGCAUCCUAUUUUUCAGACGGGCCAAUGUGUAUAGACACCGUCAACUGCGACUCUGUUUAGAACCAGCCCGCCAUGGCACCAUGGCACCUGACGUCACUUUUCGAUUUUCAAUGGAGUAAUUCCCGACGCACCAAUCCGUGUGGCGCGAUCACUGCAGUCAAGACCAUUGACGUGGGUAAGAGUCUCGCCUUGAACAUAUUUUUUUCAAAUUCAUGUUUUCUUAAAUCAAGUAAAUUAAGGCAAGACUCUGAAAAGGUAUGAGUGCACGAUUUGGAGUCUGAUUCAAAGCCUCAAAAAUAAACUUUCGGCCUCCAAAGGUUACGGGAAAAAAGGGCUCUGGUGGACCCAAAAGGGCAGAGGGGAGAGCAUGGGACCUGGUGAUUAUGGGCUACACGCAGAUAACAUUAUGAAUGAAUGGCAAUAUACCUUUCCAUUUCAUUAUGACGUCAGAAUCUCAUGGCACCAUCCUUUUGGCGAUAGGGUAUACGCGGUUUGCGUAAAGAUGUUUCUUUUUUUUUUGGGGGGGGGCAGCUUUGUCACGACCAAGAAAAAGG